AUGAUAGAAAGUGAUAUCCCGUCCAUAAUGUCAGGAAUCAUUAGGAAUUCAGGGCAAAAUCACCACCCUUCACAGGAGUACAGACUUUUAGCUUCUGACCCCUCCCAGCUGAGUGAAGAUGACCUCCCCAGUGACUUACAGUCCUUGUCGUGGCUGACAUCUGUUGAUGUUCCUCGGUUACAACAGAUGGCCAGCGGAAGAAUGGAUUUUAGCCUUGGUGCCCAGAAUGCAAUGCUACAACAGCCAGGUCCCGUGGCAAGCAAUAUGCACUCGACAGGAGCACCUGGAGCAAUGAUUCAUGUCCAGGCCAGCCUGCCACAGGGAAUCCUGGGACUGAAUUCUAUUUCAACACACGGAGCAAAUAUGAGCCAGUAUGCUGUAGGUGGGCAGCCAUCUCCUAGUUUACAAACACAGCAACAACUCUUUCCUCCUCCUCCUCAUUCACAGCAAGUGUUUGCCCUAGCACAGAACACACAACAGUGUAACCCCGCAGCAAUCUACAACACAUCCUAUGGGACUCAGCCACACUAUUCCCAGCCACGCCUGGCUCCUCACUCUGCCCAAGAACUGCAUCCAAAGCAUUACCCCAAGCCGAUCUAUUCAUAUAGUUGUUUGAUUGCAAUGGCGCUGAAGAACAGCAAAACGGGCAGUCUCCCAGUGAGCGAGAUCUACAGCUUCAUGAAGGAGCACUUCCCCUACUUCAAGACAGCCCCUGAUGGCUGGAAGAACUCUGUGCGCCACAACCUGUCUCUGAAUAAGUGUUUUGAGAAGGUGGAGAACAAGAUGAGUGGCACCUCUCGCAAAGGGUGCCUGUGGGCUCUCAAUCCUGCCAAGAUCGACAAGAUGGAAGAGGAGAUGCAGAAGUGGAAGCGGAAGGACUUAGCUGCUAUUCACAGGAGCAUGGCCAACCCAGAGGAGCUAGACAAGCUGAUCACUGACAGACCCGAGAACUGCAGGCGGCCCAGCAAACAGGCAGAGUCUGAGGUCUCCACCCUGAACCACAUGGCAGCAGCCCAAGGCCGAAUCUCCAUCUCCCAGCUGCAGCCUCAGCCGAUCAUGACGCUCUCGCUGCAGUCCAUCCCCCUGCAUCACCAGAUCCAGACCCAGGCUCGCAUCGCCCCAGACUCGCCAGCGCCUGCGCAAACACCUCCUCUCCAUACUCUGCCCGACAUGAGCCGCAGCCCUCUUCCCCACCAUCCCGUGGGACGCGCGCCUCCGGACUUCCUGAACGUGACAGCAGACAUGAACACGGAGGUGGAUGCUCUUGACCCAAGCAUUAUGGAUUUUGCAUUGCAAGGUAACAUAUGGGAGGAAAUGAAAGACGACAGCUUCAGCCUCGAUACCCUGGGUGCCUUCGGCAACUCCCCGCUCCACCUCUCAGACUGUGACCUGGGCACGCCUGGCCUCACCCCCGUCUCCAGCGGCAGCGAUCACUCCUUCUCAGACCUGCAGGUCACCGGCCUUUAUACCACUUACACGACACUGGACAACGUAGCGGCAGCUCAGUACAUGAACCCCCAAGGCAACAAACCCAUCGCUCUGCUCUGA
Molecule: messenger RNA, 1548 nt
Organism: Gymnogyps californianus (California condor)
Lineage: Eukaryota; Metazoa; Chordata; Aves; Accipitriformes; Cathartidae
Gene: FOXN4
Product: forkhead box N4
Exons: 9
Coding region: 1-1548 (515 amino acids)
Biological process (GO): regulation of transcription by RNA polymerase II
Molecular function (GO): transcription cis-regulatory region binding; DNA-binding transcription factor activity, RNA polymerase II-specific
Source: RefSeq, a predicted model, not a curated record